UACUCCAUUCUCUUCCCGUGGGUUCACGCUUCACUUCUCGUGGGUUCGGACUUCAGACAGAGGAGAGCAAUAGCUUGGUGGCUUCGCUGGAGAGCCAUGGCCAUGAGCGGGAUCGGGAGCGUAAUUGCGGGUGCCGUGGGGAAGCAGAUCGUCGGCAUGCUGGGAGACUAUGCCGCGUCGGAGGUCACUCUGCAGUGGAGGUACAGAGAGGAGGUGCUGGAGAUGGAGGAGACGAUGAAAGAUCUGGAGGCGGUGCUGAGCGAUGCCGACGACAAGUCGCGUCGAGGAGGAGAUGGCGGAAGAGUCUUCCAGCGCUGGCUUACCAAGUUUAAGCGCGCUGCCUAUGACGUCGAGGAUGUGCUUGACGAGUUGGACGCCAAUGACCUCAUCAACAAGAGCCAAUCCAAGGUCAGCUUAUGGUUUUCCAGGAACAAUCAACUCCUGCAGCGAAUAACCAUGCCCCACAAGAUGAAGAAGGUGAUGAUGAAGAUAGACCAAGUUGAAAAGGAGGGCAGAAGGAGGCUUAAUCUUGUGCCUCAACAAGCAAGGGGAGAAGGGAGCAGAAACAAUGAAAUUCCUGCAGUCCACUACGGUGAUGGCGUGAAAACUGGAAUGGUGGGGAGGGGUAUCGAGAAGGACAAGAUAAUCAGCCUGCUACUCACAACUGAAGAAACUAACCAGCAGGAUAUCUCCAUCAUUCCAGUUGUUGGCCUUGGUGGCAUAGGCAAGACGACACUGGCUGAAUCAGUUCUUGCAGACAAGAGGGUCAGUGUCUUUGAUGUCGCAAUCUGGGUUAAUGUGUCCAAACAGUUUGAUUUGCACAAAAUUGGGGGUGCCAUCCUCAAAAGAAUGAUGAAUAGCACCAUCAACCUUGACAACUCCGAUUUGCAGCUUCAUCUGAAAAAGGAACUUGCUACCAGAAGAUACUUGAUUGUUCUGGAUGAUCUCUGGGAAGAAGAUGGAAAUAAUCUUGAAAGGUUGAAGGAGAUGUUACAACAUGGCCGCAAGGGUAGCAGUAUUAUAGUAACUACCCGAAGCCGAAGCGUAGUGCAACAAUUGCGCACUGGUUUUCUUGCAAAUCAGAGGAAAAUUUGCCCGGUUCCUGAGUCUGACAUAAUCGAUCUGGGUGUUUUAGAACCUGGUGAUUGUUGGGAAUUAAUCAAGCAAAGGGCAUUUGGAUCUGAUGAUGACCACAGUGGCCUAGAAGAAAUUGGAAAGCAGAUUGCAGGCAAGUGUGGGGGUUUACCGCUCGUGGCAAAUGCUCUUGGGCAGGUAAUGUCGGAGCUAAGGACCGUGGGUGCAUGGGAAGAUAUAAGAGACACCAAGGUUGAUUUGGGUUUGAGAGAAGGACAUCAGGAAGAAGCAUUAGAGAGGCUAAUGGUGAGCUAUUACUACAUGAAGAUCGAAUUCAAAAUGUGUUUCACGUACUUGGCAGCCUUCCCCAAGGGCUUUGUCAUGCACAUCAAUCAUAUAAUCCAACAAUGGAAUGCACUUGGGUACAUCAGUUCAAGGCACGAUGGUCAAAGGUGCAUCAACUAUCUUUUGGGCAUGUCCUUUCUUCGGAUUCCAGGAUCUGCUUCGGUUAGUCCAAGUUCAUUGCAUUUCAGAGUUCCUCCAAAACUGGUCAUGCAUGAUUUGGUGCAUGACCUGGCAUCAAUUAUUGCUGCUGAUGAAUUGGUUGACCUGGAUGCUACCAAAAGCACCAGCUGGAACAGAGCUCGCUACUGCCGACAUGCACAGUUAACCAACUUCAAGAAUGAUCCUGAGAUUUUCAAAUAUAUUCCAGGCAAGCUUAGAUCCCUCCACUUUCGGGAUUUAGGGGGGCUGCAACUCCCGAAAAAGGCAUUUUCCCGAUCCAAGUUCAUACGUGUCUUGGACCUAAGUGGACAUUCAGCUAAAGGUCAACCUGCUCCAAGUGGCGUGGUGCUGCCAUCUUCCAUUAAUCAAUUGAAGCUAAUUAGGUAUAUUGAUGCCGCGGGUUUGCCAAUAAAAUCACUUCCUAAGAAUUUUCAUGUACUUCAAAACAUGGAAACUCUUAUUCUCUCCAAUUCCAUGCUUGAAACCUUUCCAGACAGUAUUUGUCGCCUUAGCAAACUUUGCUAUUUGGACCUAUCUGGCAGUAGCAGCCUCAAUAAGAUGUCUGCAUCACUAGGGGAUCUCACUCAACUAUUUUUCCUCAAUCUAUCUGGGUGCUCUAUACUCCAAGAGUUGCCUGAAUCAAUCUGUAAGCUUAAAUGCUUACAUCAUCUAGACGUGUCAAAUUGUUGUGCUCUUCAGCAGCUCCCCGAUGAAUUCGGCAACCUGCCUAAGCUCUCGCUCUUAAACAUGUCAGGUUGUUCCAAGCUCACCAAACUACCUGGCAAUGUUAGCUUUCCGUGCUUAGAGCAUCUGAACCUAUCAAGUUGUCAUGAACUUGAAAACCUACAGAUUGAUUUUCGCCAUCUUCAGAAACUUGAGUUCGUGGACCUCUCUGGUUGCUACAAGGUUUCAAUGUUGCCAGGAUCAUUUUGCCAACUUAAUCAUUUGAAAUAUCUAGAUCUUUCAGACUGUCAUAACCUCGAAGAACUCCCUGAAUGUUUUGAUCACCUCUUCGAGCUUGAAUAUUUAAACCUAACAAGUUGUGCUAAGCUCCGACAAUUGCCUGAGUCGCUAUGCAAGUUGUUUAAGCUUAGGUAUCUUCAUUUGUCAUACUGUCUGAGGCUCAGCGAGCUCCCCUCCUCAUUUGGUGACCUUAAGCUUCAAAUAUUGCACAUGAAUGGCCUUCUAGAUAUGGAUGACUGCCCUGAUAGCAUUGGUGACAUGACUAGUCUCACCCAGUUUGUGGUCGACAGUGGACCUUCUAAUUUGCUUGAAAAGGUUAAAGCCAUUAAAAUGCGUCUAAAUCUUGUGGGCAUGGUACAUCAUAAUGUACAUGAGAUAGAGAGUAGAGGAUGUAGCAGUAUAGUGGAUCUUGUGGGAUUGACUUGUUCAGAGCUGAUACUUGCAGGCCUUGAGAAAGUCUGGGAUCCGGAAGAUGCAGACAGGGUCAAACUGCGUGAUAAAUCAGAUAUCCGAGUACUAAAACUUGGCUGGAUCCCUAAGUGGAUGUCUUAUAUAUCAAGUGGUAAAUCUGUGCUGGAAAGGCUCGUACCUCCUCGGACUCUUGAAAACUUUUGGCUAGUUGGGUAUAGGGGCAAGGAUUUCCCUAACUGGAUGUUUCACAUCUCGUCCUACCUCCCUUUUCUCAGCGAACUGACUCUUGAUGGUUUGGAAGCAUGUGAUUGUCUUCCUCCAUUUGGCGCACUCCCAAAUUUAAGAAGUUUGUGUCUGAGGAACUGUCCCAACAUUAGGAAAAUUGGUAAGGAAUUCUAUGGAGAGGGCAGACCUUGUAUGCAACUAAGAGUUCUGGACUUGGCGUCGAUGGAGAAUUUGGUGGAAUGGUUGACAACAGAGUCAAGUGAAGAAAACAAAGAGUUUCUAAUCCCUAAUUUGCAUCUUUUGGUUGUAAAGGACUGCCCAAAUUUGAAGUUCCUACCAUAUCCCCCAAGAAGUAUGAAUUGGUUUUUGAGCAACAGUGAGACAGUUUUGCCAGAACAAGGAUUUGGGAAGCUCUCGUCUUCCAUUCAUCCUUCUAGGCUGGCUCUAGAAGAACUUUCCAUUGCAGAUUGCCCCAAUCUGACAUCUUUGCCUGGAAGUAUGAAGAACCUCACAGCUCUUACAAAAUUGGCGUUGGUGGAGUGCAAAGGCCUAGAGAUAUUACCGGAAUGGUUGGGACAGUUGACUUGCCUAGAAGAACUUUCCAUCGGAGGUUGCCCCAACCUGACAUCUUUGCCUGAAAGCAUACGGAGUCUCUCUGCUUUGAAAGUUCUCAUAAUUGUUGGAUGUCCAAUAUUGAUUGAGAGGUGCCAAGGGGAGGAUGCCCACAAGAUUGGUCACAUCCCCAAAGUCGUACUGCGCUGAGCUGUUGUACAAAAUCGUUGGUCGUCUUUGCUCCCUGUGGCUAUAUACUUGCUCUACUCAUUCGGUGCUGGAGUUGGUUCCAGCUGCUGCAGAGGAGGCUUACAUGGCUGCUCUGGACUUGCUGAAUCUCACGCAAGAUCAAUUUCGCAGUGCGAAAAAAUGAGGCAGAGCUCAAGGAAGCAAGAUCAAUUUCGCAGUGCGAAAAAAUGAGGCAGAGCUCAAGGAAGCGACCAAUUCCAAGGAGCAGUUUCUUUCAGACCAAGCUCUCGCUGGGAUACUAAGGACCAUAUUUUGAUGGCGGGAGAACUCUCAAGUAGCUGACUUGACUGACUCUCAAGUAGUUGUUCUACUCCAUUACCUGUCCAUGAUUAUUGUUGUGAUUCAGAAAGAGAUUAAGAUGUCAUUGACGGUUCUGCCAGAGGAAAGGAACCCCUGACGCCAUGAUCAAUACCUACCAAUCCUGGCGCCCAUGGAAUGGAUGACAACACAGCUCAGUCUUCAAACCAAUGGCCGUCUAAUUUCUCCAUGCUGAACUAGGAUUAUUUAUUUUAUUUUUUUGUGGGAAGAACUGGGAGAAGCUAGCCAGCCUUGUGGUUGUGGAGGGUACUUUACUUGUUCAUCUGGGGUUUUAGAGCAAAAGGGCCACAGCCCCCAGUUGGUCCAUCACUGAGAAUGAAACUUGACAGGUUUUACAUC
Molecule: messenger RNA, 4635 nt
Organism: Triticum aestivum (bread wheat)
Lineage: Eukaryota; Viridiplantae; Streptophyta; Magnoliopsida; Poales; Poaceae
Product: putative disease resistance protein RGA1
Exons: 4
Coding region: 97-3939 (1280 amino acids)
Molecular function (GO): ADP binding; protein binding
Source: RefSeq, a predicted model, not a curated record